Messenger RNA from Camelina sativa (false flax), 526 nucleotides. Its product is annotated as secreted transmembrane peptide 5. The record is from RefSeq and is a predicted model, not a curated record. NCBI's taxonomy places the organism in Eukaryota, Viridiplantae, Streptophyta, Magnoliopsida, Brassicales, Brassicaceae.
AGAAAACAUAAUAGAAACAACCAAAAAUAUGAGGGUUAAUUAUGCGUCUUCUAUAUAUGAUAUCACAAGACUUGCGAUGACCAACAACACAACGAAGAAGAAAAUGAGUUUCACGUCACUAAAGAUUGCUGCACUAGUGUUACCACUACUUCUUGUACUUUUCAUUCUCUCCUCUCAAGUUGAAGUUGUGGAAUCUACAGGCCGGAAACUUGCGUUUUGGGGGAAGCCUAUCGUGUGGACUCCUCCCUCAAACUCAUGUGGAGCUUCUCCAGCAGCAGCAAUAGAGUCUUCCAAGUGGACAACAGGCCGACCAUGCAGACGUAGUCAUCCUCCAGGAACUAAUAUCCCCGUUUCUCAAUCUCCUUAAUACUCACACCCUAAUACUUCGAGUUUGAGUCUCUCUUUGUUAAAAUUUUGAAGGUACAUGUUAUAUUAAUUGUCUUUAGUUUUCUGGUUUAUUGUGUCAACCGUAGAUGAAUGUUAUCACCUACUACGAAUCAAUGAAGGAACUAAUACUUAUUACUAA